GUGAGGAUCCUGAGGAGUCUGAGGAUCCUGACGAAUGUGAGGAAAAUGAGGAAUGUGAAGAAUGUGAGGAUCCUGAGGAGUGUGCGGAGUAUGAGGAAUGUCAGGAAUAUGAAGAAUGUGAAAAUCUGUGGAGUGUGACGAAUGUGAGGAUCGUGGGAAAUGUGAGUAUCCUGAGGAAUGAAUGUGAGGAUCCUGAGGAGUCUGAGGGUCCUGAGGAAUGUGAGGAAUAUGAGGAAUGUGAGGAAUAUGGGGAAUGUGAGGAUCCUGAGGAGUGUGAGGAAUGUGAGGAUCGUGGCAAAUCUGAAGAAUGUGAGGAUCCUGGGAAACGCGAGGAUGCUGACAAAUAUGGGGGUCCUGACAAAUGUGAGGACCCUGAGGAGUGUGGGUAA
Molecule: messenger RNA, 389 nt
Organism: Didymodactylos carnosus
Lineage: Eukaryota; Metazoa; Rotifera; Eurotatoria; Philodinida; Philodinidae
Source: the annotation of a GenBank genome assembly